AUGAUGGUUAUCAACAAAGCAUUGCUAGCGGCGGUAGUAUUGGCAACCAUAAUUAUCAUCACGGCACGCCCUUCGGUCCAGGAAACAGUUUCCAUUGCCAAUCUCUUGAGCAACAAAAUACUGAUUGUGCAUUGUCGAUCCGGAGACGGCGACGACCUCGGAGGCCAUGCGGUAGCCGCUGGGGGUACCCUCCGUUGGAGUUUCGAGCCGAGCGUCGUUGGCAGGAAACUUUUCCGGUGCAAGCUCGCGGUGGAAGACAGGCGUAUUUCGUUCGUGGCGUACGAGCAGUACGAAGAAGCCUUCAGCGGUAACUGGAUUGUUCGUGAUGAUGGGGUUUAUGGUAACCCCAACCGCCUCCCGACCUUUCUGAUGGCUGCAUGGAAGCAACCAUCAACAGCAUAG
Messenger RNA from Linum tenue, 402 nucleotides. Lineage: Eukaryota; Viridiplantae; Streptophyta; Magnoliopsida; Malpighiales; Linaceae. The record is from the annotation of a GenBank genome assembly.